GGCGGCCAAGAUGGCGGCGGCCGGGUGAGCGGCCAGGAGAUCCAGCAGCGCAUGCGCCGGGCGCUGGCCGCCCUGGUCGCCUCUCCCAUCCCUGUUCCCCCGCCGGCACCCCAAAAUGAUUCUGGGGGUUUACGGCCAGCGAACCGCGACGUUCCUACACGUCCUCUGCUGCCUAUGGGCCAUCUUCGCCAUCGUCGGGUAUCUAGGGCUGCCCCAGUCCGCCCGCAGGGAAAAAGAAACCACCUACGGGGGCCACUGGAAACAUCUGACCUUCCUUAACCAGGUUUUACAGGCAAUGCUGUUUGUAUUGUGCGUCGUCAUUGAUUUUGUACAUCUCUGCUCCCCUUAUCAUGAGACGUUAUCAGCUCUAUUGGUGCCUGUCAGGGAUUUCAUCUUCUCAGUAUUUGUGUUCCCUGUUGGCUUAUUUGUAGCUGUUGUUUUCUGGGGUCUCUAUGCAUAUGAUCGAGAACUUGUGUACCCUAGGGAGCUGGAUGAAGUUAAUCCAAUAUGGCUUAAUCAUUCUAUGCAUACUACAAUCCUGCCGCUGCUUUUCAUAGAGCUUGUAAUAUGCCCACACAAAUAUGUCCAUAAUGCAAAUGGGAUUUUGGGACUUUCAGUCUUCACAGUUACAUACCUCUGCUGGAUAUCGUGGGUACACUAUAUGUCUGGGAUUUGGGCAUAUCCAGUUUUGGAAGUGCUCAGUAUGCCUGGAAAACUAGUAUUUUUCUCCAUCGCCUACGGUAUAGUGAUAACGUUCUAUUUCCUUGGGUUUCUGCUAACAAAAAGGUUAUGGGCAAGACGCAGAAGACAGUGAUAAGGUAGAUCCUGGAAAAGAUGUAAGGUCAUUAAAAGUGCAAGCUCGCUUUUGGAAUAGAAUUCAACUGUAAUCAAAAUGAAAGCAUUCGUCACAACUGCUUCUUGAUCUGUUAUUCAAAAGUAGCCAUUUUUUCAGGUACAUAGUUCAGAGUUGAAGAGCCAUCAAUGCAGAAGGAGAAAAAGUAGACUAAUAAUGUUUCUAGAAAUAUACUAUUUCUGUAGGUAAGAAAAAUGGGUUUAUUUAAACGAAACACAUACGUAUGCAUAAAUGCUCAUCUAUAAGAGUGCAUAUUAUACAUAGCACAUUUGUAAACAAAAAUAGUAGAAAGCAUAAGAAUUGUCUUGCUGGAUCAGGUGACAAUCUGUUGAGUGUACCAUCCUGUUCAAACAAUCCUCAUGCUUUAGCUGGCACUGAGAGCCUGCCUGGAUUUAAAGAUGGGUCAGCCACGCUGAGAGCCAACGUUGUAUAGUGGUUAACAGCAGGUGGAUUCUAAUCUGGAGAACCGGGUUUGAUUCCCCACUCCUCCACCUGAGUGGCAGAGACUUAUCUGGUGAACCAG
Messenger RNA from Sphaerodactylus townsendi, 1376 nucleotides. Its product is annotated as androgen-induced gene 1 protein-like. Bases 116 to 814 code for a protein of 232 amino acids. The record is from RefSeq and is a predicted model, not a curated record. The transcript is spliced from 6 exons. NCBI's taxonomy places the organism in Eukaryota, Metazoa, Chordata, Lepidosauria, Squamata, Sphaerodactylidae. Gene Ontology annotation, cellular component: membrane; endomembrane system.